Molecule: messenger RNA, 465 nt
Organism: Fonsecaea erecta
Lineage: Eukaryota; Fungi; Ascomycota; Eurotiomycetes; Chaetothyriales; Herpotrichiellaceae
Exons: 1
Coding region: 1-465 (154 amino acids)
Source: RefSeq, a predicted model, not a curated record
AUGGAUCAUCGCAAAGAACAAGAAACCGGGCGCCAGCGGAUGCGAGACCUCUUCCAGCAGCGAGAACUGGACCGUGGGAGCCUCCAUCACAAGCGAAUAUUCAAGACUCCGGAAGAAGAGGCCAAGGCGAAGCAGGCAGUGAGAUUCACGCCCAACGCGCAGGCGAGGAAUCUGCGAGAAUUGACGGCCACUCGGGGACAAGCCCCAGCGUUUGACGAGGACAUCUGGGACGGCGAGCGGCGUAGACCACCCACAAGCGACUCCGGUUCAGUCAGCCCUCGGACGCGUGUUGAUCAAGAUGACGGAUGCGGUACUACUACGGGCAAGAACGGUGGUGGUGGCAACGGGGAAAAGAGCUCAGGCGGCGAAGGCAAUCCCAAAUCGCAGGCUUCUCAGACCGGGAAUGUGAGCGACAAAAAGAAUUCUCACAGUCGCACUGCGGCCGACAAGCAGAAGUCUUUUUGA